Anastrepha obliqua is the source of this 1427-nucleotide messenger RNA. RefSeq lists its product as uncharacterized. Bases 521 to 850 code for a protein of 109 amino acids. NCBI's taxonomy places the organism in Eukaryota, Metazoa, Arthropoda, Insecta, Diptera, Tephritidae. The transcript is spliced from 2 exons. The record is from RefSeq and is a predicted model, not a curated record.
UGAGGUAACGGGAUAACAAGUAUUUGUUUGGUAUAAAUAGCAUAGAUAUUUGGGCGGAGCGCGUACUAAUAUUUGAAGAUUGCGACGGAGCAUAGCUGUGCAAGGCAAGCGAGCGAGAAAAUUGAAAACAAAAUAUCAAAAUAAAUUAAAAGAAAAAAUGUGAAUAAUAUGAUAAGAAAAAAAGUGUCAGAAGUUUAUUGAAGAAACGUGCAAUAUUUUUUUGUUUUUAGUGCCAAAAAAUUUGUAAAGGCAAAAAGUGUAGCAGAAAUUGGUUGAGAGAUGCGGCUUUUUAAGUUCAAAGAUAAUAACAAAAUACAAAAAUAAAUAAUACUACCAGGCAGUAUAAAUGUAAAAGCCUUAACUGGAAGAAAAUUCUUGAGCAGUCAGCUGUAUAUACUGCGCCUUAAAAUAGGCAACUACUAAGGAUUAGCUACACAAAACAAAAACAAAAAAAAAAAACAAAGCGCCUUUUAUAAAUACACACACGCAGUGUACACACUUGCUUUUGAAUGUAAUCAGCAUGGAGGGCUAUCAGGACAUGAGCGAGUUGGAAAAGUCGGUCGCUCACGCGGGUACCCAACUCUAUACGGUGGCGCACAAAUUGCACGAAGUCGAAACGACAUUGGACCACACCAGCAGCCUAGACGAUGUGGAUGGCGUUUGUGUCAUGGAACUGCUUGAGUCAAUGGAAGAGGUCAAGGCAGAAUAUCAUCAUCUGGUGCAGAAUUUACGUGAGGUGCACCAGUUGCAGCGUGACGUCACCACAUCGAUACGCUUUCAAAUGCGUAGCAUGCAGCAGACAUUCGAAUCGCUUAAGAAACGCAUCGAGUUGCGUGUCACACAGAAUUAAGUUGGAAAACCAAUUUUGAUGACUAUUGAAGUGCUGAAUUCACGCUGAAUACGUAAGGCAAAAAAUUAGGGACAUAAAUAUGUAAUAUUUUGGUAAAUUUAAGAUAAUAUGUUAGACAGGCAUUGCCGCUGAAUAAGAUAAUUUAGGAAAAAUAUAAUUGUUUUUAUUUAUACUCACGAAUCAGUAGCAUCGGUAAUUCUUUCGCAGAAAAGGAGGCUGAAUAAGGUAUUUAGUUUCUUAUAUUCCUAAAGUUGUUUCACAAGUCAUGAAAUGUGCUUUCUUCAUUAGAAAAAACUCUUUCUUAGCAUAAAAAAGGCGCUGAAUUAGCGCUGAAUACGAUAAUUUUGACAUAUUUCUGAUUUGUGUUAUCUAUAAACAUAAGACAUUAAAUAUACUUUAAGUCAUAUGUACAUAAAUAGGUAUUUCUGAUCUAGAAAAUAGUCUAAAACCUAUAUAAAAACGUUUUAUUAAAACCAAGUAAAAAAUUAAUGCCUAAUUAUCCAUAAGAAAUUGUUAAGAAACCAAGGUAUCAAAAAUUAUUAUAUAUCAGAUAUGAUUUGUGCAUAUUUAUUUUUUA